Messenger RNA from Saccharomyces cerevisiae S288C, 1017 nucleotides. RefSeq names its product protein phosphatase regulator REG2 (gene REG2). Bases 1 to 1017 code for a protein of 338 amino acids. The record is from RefSeq and is marked reviewed. Lineage: Eukaryota; Fungi; Ascomycota; Saccharomycetes; Saccharomycetales; Saccharomycetaceae. The transcript has a single exon.
AUGACUUUGAGUAAUUGCGACUCUUUGGAUAACUUAUUCCAGGACCCUCCAGAGGAAGAAGAAAGUAGUAAAUUCGUUGAGGCGGUCAGAACUUUGAUGAAUAGAAACGAUAUGGGAUAUCCUCCCGCCGCUGCAAAUGGUACGUAUUGCUUAAAAAAAAUCAAGUCUUUGAAUGCCAAACAGUGGAAAAUAAACAAGAAAAGAAUGUGCAUGUUGCCAGCAGUAAAGAAGAAAAAUUUCGACUUUCACGAGCAAAGAAGUUUAAUCUUGAAUUUAAAUUUAUGGAAAUUCAUCAAGUUUAUCAAUUGUAGUAGUAAAAACAAUUACAAUAAAAAUAAUAAGCAUGUGAGAAGCUCGAACAACACUGUAAAAAAUGAAAAUGUUUUACCGUUACAAAAACACAAGAAAGUGGACAAUGAUCAAAGAUUGGAGAACCUUUUUUGGAGAAGCUGGUUUAAGGCACGCAAAAGGAGAGAUAUAAUGGGCAAGCCACGAGAGAGGCAUAUCAAAUUUAACGAUAACGUUGAACAGUGUAUUAUAACUGAUGAGCAUUUCAUACAAAGGCUUCCUUCUACACGGUUGAAUUCGACUGAUGAACAGCGCCCUUGUUCAAAGUCUGAACUAGAUCCCUGUAUUGGCAACGCAGCAAGUAAGCGAAGUUUCUAUGAUUAUAACAGCGUUUACGUCGCGAGUGACGCAAUUAUUACGACUGCCGCUGCCACUGCCAUUAUCAGUAGUAAUAGUGGAGACUAUCAGCGUGGGCACGAUGUUCGCGAUGUUCCAAGAAAUGUUUUGUUACAGGCAGGAGAAACAGAUUUCAGUAGUGUGCUUCGGGUUGACUCCGAUCUCAAGUUAUCCAACAUAAGUCAUCAUUCCCCCGUAAAACCUUCGUCAACUUCAAGUCAUUCGACCUUCAUUUUCGAGUCGGAAACUGACACUGAUACUGAUACUGACGCUGAAACAGAAAAUGACAUUGACGCUUACAUAGACACCAGUAUACCCAACCUGCUCCUAUAA